CCUCUUCCGUUUUACGAGAAUUCUCGUGUUGUGCGAGAAACUCCCGCAGUUUGCGCAAACGUUCAUUGACGAAGGUAGUGUUUUAUAGUGAGAGUUGGUUAGCACAUUCCGCUGCCCAGAAACAGCUUUGCAAUAUUAUAUCGUCCACAUGAUGUGGUAAGCGCAUUGAACGCCUUCUCGCCGGCUCUCGCUCCCAAACUCUACGGAUCAUGAAAAUGGUGUUGUCUCAACGGCAGCGGGAGGAGCUAAACAAGGCGAUUGCAGACUACCUCUGUAGCAAUGGCUAUAUGGAUGCUCUUGAAGCAUUCAAGAAAGAAGCGGACAUGCCAGGAGAGGUGGAGAGGAAGUAUGGGGGCCUACUUGAGAAGAAAUGGACAUCAGUUAUCAGGUUACAGAAAAAGGUUAUGGAACUUGAAUCAAAACUGUCGGAAGCUGAAAAAGAAUUUAUUGAAGGAGCUCCUACGAGGGGGAAACGAUCGCCCACAGAGUGGAUUCCACGGCCACCUGAAAAAUUUUGCCUGACGGGCCAUCGAAGCCCUAUCACAAGGGUAGUUUUUCAUCCUGUUUUCAGCCUGAUGGUGAGUGCAAGUGAAGAUGCAACCAUUAAAGUGUGGGACUUCGAGACAGGUGAAUACGAGAAGUCUUUGAAAGGGCAUACAGAUUGUGUGCAAGACAUUGCAUUUGACCAGACAGGAAAAAUGUUAGCAUCAUGCAGUGCAGAUAUGACAAUCAAGCUAUGGGACUUUCAGAAUUACGAGUGCAUAAAAACAAUGCAUGGACAUGAUCACAAUGUAUCUAGUGUAACCUUCAUGCCUGGAGGGGACUUCUUAGUGUCCUCUUCCAGAGACAAAACUAUCAAAAUGUGGGAGGUUGCCACAGGGUAUUGUGUAAAGACGUUUACCGGCCACCGUGAGUGGGUGCGAAUGGUGCAAGUUUAUCAAGAUGGAUCCUUAAUUGCGUCAUGUUCCAAUGACCAGACCGUGCGAGUAUGGGCUUCUGCAAGCAAAGAGUGUAAAGCAGAACUUCGUGAUCACGAUCAUGUUGUGGAAUGCAUUGCAUGGGCGCCAGAGUCUGCUGCUGCUCACAUCAAUGAGGCUGCUGGUGUCGACAACAAAAAGGGUGCCCACACAGGACCUUUCCUUGUAUCUGGAUCAAGAGACAAGACAAUUAAGAUGUGGGAUGUAAGCACAGGCAUUUGUCUCUUCACACUUGUUGGUCACGCAAAUUGGGUGCGUGGCCUAGUUUUCCAUCCUGGUGGAAAAUUCCUAGUGAGUGCCAGUGAUGAUAAGACCCUUCGAGUUUGGGAAAUUCGUAACAAGCGCUGCAUGAAAGUCCUGGAAGCGCAUCAGCAUUUUUGCACCUCAGUUGAUUUCCACAAGAGCCAUCCAUAUGUAAUAUCGGGCAGUGUUGACCAAACAGUGAAGGUGUGGGAAUGUCGCUAACUACUACUGUGAAUAAAUAAUUGGUGAUAAAGCAGCUUAACAUCGUAGAUAAUUAUUCUUCAACCCUCCUAAUUUAUGACCGGGCCCUGACAUUAUGAAAUUUUGUUUGCUUACAAUCGAAGUUUCUCCCCUGCCUAGUCCUUGAUGGUCCAGUUGGAUGUCAACUUUGUGAAUCAGUCAAGGAAAGGCAGAGAUGGAGUGGUGCGUAAAGUAGCAAACAAAACAAGUUUUUGGAGGUGCUGGCAUCGAUGGCUUUACGUGCCACUUCCUCUCAGUGAAGAAAAUGCUAAUUUUGUGGCUGAGACAUGUUUAUUAUUGUGUAACUUUAAGUGGACAGACAUUUUCUGCACAAAAAUGAAAAUGUUUUGGAUACAAUAAAAGUGUACAAGUGGCCAUGAGAGGAUUGGAAGACAAGCCAGCAAGAGGUUUAUCGUCAUUAGAUAUCUGCAUGCCUCCAAAUCCAAGCACAAAGCUGGUUAUAAAGACUCCUUUGCCUUUUCCUUUUUAUAUAUAUUUAUUUUGGUGAUGUACCUCUUGCUGUAAAGUUUUUGUUAUGCAGAAUUCUGUAAUUUAUCUUUUGAAUAGAAUCUUUUUGUUUGAGCUAACCAGUGCUGCAACAUGUUUGUUGUUAAAUCAGUUGUCCACAAGAAAUAGCAAAUAUGACAAAUAUGCAGCCGCCAUCAAGUUGAUGAAGUGCUGUAUUUUCAUAUAUAAGAUUGUGUUAUUUUUUAAGAUUAUGUUGUGUACAGUCUCUGACAUUUGAGAUACUGGUAUUUUUAUUUCAUUUCACCAGAAACAAAGAAAAUGCAUGCUUACAUUCAAAACCAGUUUUGCCUUGAUGAUGUCCUGUUUUCCAUGGCUUCAAAAAUUCAGGAAUUUUUGCUUUUACUUAUUGGGCUCAGAAAAAGAAUAUGUUAAGACUGAAAUUGUAGAAAUCAACUGAUACUCAUCAUGCUUGUUCUUAUCAUAACUCCUUCCUUUAUCAGAAAGCUACAUACUGUAGAUUUGCUUUAUUUGGUAACUACUUGAAACUAUUUCCAAAACAUGCCAAAGAAGCUAUGGCACAUUUGUGAAAUUAUAUUGUUUGAUGUAACCUAGUUGGCUCUAUAAAGUGUACAAAGAAUUGAAAGGCACGUUUUAUUUCUCUUGUACUACUAGUCUUACAGUUAUUUCUUUUCUUCACUUUUUAACACACUUCUUUGAUGUAAAAGUGCAAAAUAUUUUCAUAGAGGGGGAUUUAGAAACUGUCUUAUUAAUCAGUAUUUAAUAAGUGUACUUCAGACUAAAAGCUACACAAAUUUUUGACAUAUUAAAUAGCAUAUUUAAGGAGGAAAUUAUAUGUACUGAAACACAUUUCAGUAAAAAAUGACUGAAUGUAAAAACUGCAUGUAAAUGAAUACCUUUUUCCAGCUGUCAGUCAUAAGUUUGUUACCUACAGAAAAUUGGACAGUUAUUAAAUAAAAUCAUUAGACCAUUACUACAUAUGGUACUAAGUAUUGAGCGCUUUUAAAUUUUCUGCAGUAUAUGUAUGUUUAUAUAGAUAUAUAUAAAUUUGAGCAGCAGUGUACUAUCACAGUAGUAGUCCCUAAGUUAUGCAAAAACUUUUUUGUUGUCAUCUCAGAUGUGAAAUAAAAUUAUUGCAGUGGUUGUUUCUUAUACUGUUCUGCUAAGAAAUAUGUUCAUUUUUUUAUACUCUCACUUUUUCAUUUAUAGGUAAUUGCUCUUACAGUAGCCCCUGUAUUUAGGUGCUUGAAGACUUACUGUUGUUAUUAACAAAUGAUACUCUCUAUACUAUUUGCAUCUGUAAUUGCAAGGAAUUGUAAAAGAUGGUGUGCUGAAGCAACAAUAACAACAUUGGAGAAUGAGAUUCCAAAAGCGAUAUUACUUAUCAGCUUGAGUACCAUUUAAAACACAUGUUUAACCUGUUGUGUAUUCAUUAUGCUUGUGUUUCGUCAUUCCUAGAGAUUCACAGGCACCUAUCAGACAUUAAAAGUCCCCUUAACUCUUCCCAGUAGUGAUCUAUUUAUAUCAUUCUCUUUGUAAGUGAUGAAAUUUUAAUAGAGCUCUUUCACUGUUUUUGCUUCCAUUCCCACCCUUCUUGUAUCUUUUCUACGUAUGUCCGGUCAAUAUAAAGCAGUAUCUUUUUUUACUGAACACACUUUGUAUUUGAUUGGAGUAACCUAACAAUAUUAAAACUUGAUGCUACUGA
Schistocerca cancellata (South American locust) is the source of this 3651-nucleotide messenger RNA. RefSeq names its product lissencephaly-1 homolog (gene Lis-1). The coding region runs from base 210 to 1442 and encodes 410 amino acids. The record is from RefSeq and is a predicted model, not a curated record. The transcript is spliced from 8 exons. NCBI's taxonomy places the organism in Eukaryota, Metazoa, Arthropoda, Insecta, Orthoptera, Acrididae. Gene Ontology annotation, molecular function: protein binding.